GACGCUUGUUGUUACCGGAGGCGGACAGGUCUGCAGCUGUUUUGGUGUUACUUUAGAUCAGCUGAGGAUGAAGAGUCGGUUAUGCUGAGUGAAUAUGGAGCUUGUUUUUACACGGUUUGACUCGUUUGACUUUGAGGCGGAUCAGCGGUUUGUGGACGGUCUGAAGUCCGUAAACAGAACCGAAACCGACCUGCUGGACCUGAAACUGUUCUUCUACAAUAGGUUUGUCGAGCCCAUCGACCGAGCCGGCUACAAACAGUGGAGCUCUUCUUCCGGUAUGAGAGGCUGCCCUGUUGAGAAGCUGGACCAGACGGCGUCGUCACAUUCAGACUCUGAACUCACAGCAGAAACUUCUGAACCCACAGAGACAAAGCAGCUCUCCUUUGCAGAGGUGAUGCAACUGGUUCAGGAGGGAAAGGAGGUUCCCGGAGUGACAAAAGUGGACAUAGAGCCGAGCAACCAGAAUCCCACUCCCUCUACAAUGGAGCGGAUGUUAAAACCCUGGGAAACCGCAUCAUCAUCCCCGGAGUGACCUCUGACUCUUUACAGCACUGUGUAGAUAAAACUCAUAAUAAAAAGUAUGAAAGGUUGCAUUGCAAACAGCCUGCUGUUGUUACAACUGCAGAGCAACAGUCAUGUCCCCACAGCAGUCCAACAUAAACAUACGUACAGCUUGUCAUACAAAACAGAUCUACAUGUCCUACACAGUCACCACUAGAACAGAUGGAGUAAAUGAAAUCUGUGUCUGUUGGUGUGUUCUUUGGAGAAGCUAAACUUUCAUUUAAUGGAAGUAACUAGAAAUCUGUGGUCUGUGUCAGAAUGAUGGUCUGUGGCUCUGAGAGGAGCCAAAUUUCAUAUACAGUUGUUGUUAAAAGUUUCAUUUGGAGCUUUUAAUGAUUUAUUCGAACUGUCCUUUUUCCAGAGUUGAAUGAUUUUACAGCAAACAUCUUUAAUUACUUCAAAACAAGAUUGGGCGCACGCGUAACUGCAGCAGCUGUGGGUAAAAUACUCUUACAGCACAACUUGACAAUUUUCUAGUUUGCUCCCAUUUUUAAAAACACAAAAAUAAUAAAAGUGGAUUGGUUGGGUGGUUUUGGGUUUGAAUGAACCAGCUGAUCUGCCUGUGCAGGUUCUCACUCAUAGUCCAAGAACCUGCUUAUUGGGUUAACUGGUGACUCUAAUGUGACCAUGACUGGUUGUCUCUGUGAUGGAUUGGUGACCUUUCUAGUGUGUACCCCACCUCUCGUCUCAUGACCUGUUCAGCAGUGCUUAAUUGGAUAAGUGGAGAAGAUGGAUUUAAAGAUUGCUGCAAUUCAGUUUGCAUUAGUUGGUGUACUGCAAGCAUUUCAGAUUAUCAUGGAUUUGACUAUUUGAGAAAAAAUAUGAAUGGAAUAAUUCAUCUUUUGGUAUUAAAGUUAUAUUUUAAUUGGG
This is a messenger RNA of Maylandia zebra (zebra mbuna), 1431 nucleotides long. RefSeq lists its product as uncharacterized. Lineage: Eukaryota; Metazoa; Chordata; Actinopteri; Cichliformes; Cichlidae. The record is from RefSeq and is a predicted model, not a curated record.